UGAAAUUGAGUGGAGUUUUUCACAUACCUAAUGGAGACUUGACUGCAGUCAAUACUACAUUGAAUCAAUUUGCGGCCAACAACAGUGAUUUGGAUUUUCGAAAUACAAAUAUUUUUGUCGUCCCGUCAUUUUACUACUACUUUGCAAUUGUUUUAGAACCGAGUAAUCCGACUGGUUAUAAUGUUUUACUUAGCUCACGACUUAUUCCCGAAAGUAUUGUUCACAAUGAACCGGAUAAAGUUGCUGAAGUAUUUAUUCAAGCAAAAGGUCAAACUGCAAUGGGAUCGAAUCUUCUUGGGCAUUUAGUAGCUGGUGGACAAGUAUCUAAUAUAUCAAAUUCUAAUAAUAGCGUUAAUCCAGGAUGGCGUACUGCUCUUCUUCAUAUGGUCUAUUCUCAGGGUUGGUUAGAUACAACAUCUGAGGCUGAUGAAAACUACCUAGCUCAACAAGUCUCAAAUCGAGCAGAAAUUUUGAACCGAUUAUCGAUUAGUUCGCAGGGAAGUUGCUACCUAAAUGAAGCUGAUCCGAAUGAAAUGGAUUGGCAAGUUAAGUUUUUCGGUACAAGAGCCAUUUACGAUCGACUCAAAUCAAUCAAACAAAACAUUGAUCCAGAUGGAUUAUUUGUUUGUCCAAAUUGUGUCGGUAGUGAUGAUUGGACAUCAGAUCUCAAUUGCCCGAAGACAUCAAGCUCCUGGAUACUUCAUUUAACAAUAUUUCUCUUAGUAAUAGAAAUUGUUGCAAUAUUAUCAUAA
Rotaria sp. Silwood2 is the source of this 752-nucleotide messenger RNA. Lineage: Eukaryota; Metazoa; Rotifera; Eurotatoria; Philodinida; Philodinidae. The record is from the annotation of a GenBank genome assembly.